AUGUCCACCGGUGGAUUCAAGCCCAUCAACAUCAACAACAACACUACCAAGGCCAAGCGAGACAAGCCGCCGUCUCCCCAGUCGCCCUCCUCCAACGGGCUUGAUACACCGACCAACAGCGAAGUGGAGGACUGUGAUUCUGCCGCCUCCACCAAGACCAGUUCAUUCGCUUCUCUGGUCAAAUCACCCACCACUCCCAUCGUCGACUCUGGCAGCCACCAACUCCAAGGACUUGGCCUCGCCGAGAUGUCUCUGAAUGAUGGUCCCACCGGCGCUGGCCAAGAGUCGCCCAGCCGUGGACAGAGCACCAGGGACUUUGGACCCAUCGGACCGAGGCCGAACCUGCCCUCGACUCCCCAGCCGAGCCGUGUUCAGGGGGACCAAGGCUUUGGCCACAACCCCUUUGCCUCUCGGCCUGACGUCGCCGGUCGGCGCGACGCCGUCGAUUUUGGAACGCGGGGCACUGUUUUCGGCAUCAGCCAGCAGCCGUCGCUGCUGCCUAGCGUCUUUGCUGCGCUGCGUCAACCUCACACCCCGGCGAGGGACACUCCGUGGUCGCAGCGUCCUCUGUUUUCAUCCAGCAUCGCUUCUGGUGGUCGCGGCCCUGCCAUCUUCAGUCCUGCUUCUAACCACAGCUCUUCGGCCGACACGACAUUUAUCGACUCGCCUCCUUCGCCGCUGGCCCAGCGCCAAGAGAGAUACCUGCGCUCCCAGGCAGUACAGCCAUCUCUGGUGCAGCAAGCACAGCCCCGUGGAUACGCCGGCUCGCUCUUUUCCGUCCGAGCAGACCCGCUCCGGAACAGCACCAACACCAUCAUCAACACCAACACCAACGAAACCUUUCGUCCCAUGCACACGGUCCAGGUCAAGCAGCACCACCACCGCCACACCACCAGCAGCAGCAGCAGCCCCCGGCCCGGACAUGCGUCGUCCAGCAGGGCGAUCCACAACAUCAUGAACGGCUUCAGCCCAAACUACCAGGGCGACACGUCGCUGGCCAACAACCGGUCGGCCAACAUACCCGAGAGCGAGAGCUGCUCGCUCUUCAUCCUGGGCCUGCCGCCGACGCUGACCACGACGCAGCUGCUGGGGGCCAUCCGCAACGCCGGCCGCGUCUGGGCCUCGCACAUCAACCUGCCCGAGCCGUCGCGCGGCCACACCACCUGCGCCGCCAAGGUCAUCUUUUUCGAGAGGGCCGCCGCCCAGCGCUUCUACGCCGCCCACCAGCCCCACAACGGCGGCUUCGUCACCGACCCGUCCUCCGGCCUGCCGCCGGCCCGCGUCCUGUGGAACCGCAUCCGCUCCGCCGAGGUCGGAGGGGGCCCCGCCUCCUCCUCCUCCUCCUCCUCGUCCUCUAGCACCACCCCCGCAACAGCAGCAGCAGCAUCAGCAGCAGCAUCAGCAGCAGCAGCAGGGUUCAGCGGCGGGCCCGGGUCCGGCGGCAACAAGUCGCGCGUGCUGCUCAUCUACGGACCCCGGCCGCUGGUCAACGAGCCCUCGCUCACGGCCUACUUUGCCAGCAAGAUGGAGUUCCAGAUCGACCGCGCCUUUGAGCUGGCCAGCUGCGUCGACCCCGCCACCGGCCAGCUCAUGGUCCUGUUCGAGUACCGCUUCGGCAGCUUCCGGUGCCAGGCCGAGGCCGCCAAGAUGUCGCUCAGCCGCGAGUUCAAGGACGAGAUCAAGGUCUGGUACGGCGACGACCCGUGUGCCCCCGGCGCCGUCGACCCCGAUGUGCGCCACCGCAGUCCGGCCGUGAACCUGUGGCCUGCCGGUCCGCACGUCUCGCAGCCUCGCAUGUCUAAUAACUACUGGUGA
This is a messenger RNA of Pyricularia oryzae 70-15, 1815 nucleotides long. RefSeq lists its product as uncharacterized. Lineage: Eukaryota; Fungi; Ascomycota; Sordariomycetes; Magnaporthales; Pyriculariaceae. The transcript has a single exon. The record is from RefSeq and is a predicted model, not a curated record. The coding region runs from base 1 to 1815 and encodes 604 amino acids. Gene Ontology annotation, molecular function: nucleic acid binding.